UUGAAUCUUUUGUCGUGCAGUAAAGUUUUAUUUUUUCACCAAAAUCAUUGUUAUUAUUAAGUUAAUUAAUCUAUAAACACCCAGAAUGGACGAAUUAAGGUUACGCCUAAAUUCUAAAAUCCACAAUAUCGAGUUGUUUGUAUUGAAAACAGAUGAACAGAUAAAAGAACUUGAGUCAAACCUUAAAAAUUAUGUGCUGAAAGCAAAGGAAACUCUCCAAAAAAAGCAAGUAAUUAAUCCCAAGCCACAAAAAAGAUUAAUGCGAAUUAUUUGUGAAGACCAAGAAAUUGAUCCGAUUAGAGAAGAAGAACCACGACCAUCAACACCACCUAUUCCAGCAAUUAGAAAUGUUGAACCAGUAGUGCCUUUACAGCAAAAAUCUCCUCAACGAGAAAGCUUAAGACCCAUUCGAACAGCAAAAACGAAUGCAAGCAAGAACUUGAAAGAAGUUUCAACAAAUGUAAAGCUAAGAAAUGAUAAUAAUGUUGCAGUUUUCGUCAAAUCCGAGAGAAUUAGUGCUGCAAAUAAGAAACUUCGUGAUUCAUUGAAAGAAAAUGCACAGCCUGCUCAUGUUUCUACGGAUGAAGGUAUGCAAACAGGAAGUGAACCCGAUUUGACAGCAGUUCGAGAUAUCAAACGAAGUAUGUCUGUGGAAAUUAUUCCAUCAUCAAAGCCAAUUCAAAUUGACAUAACGGACGAUAGUUCUGAUAAAAUGCCACCUCCACCAAUUCCUAUUAAAAACAAAAAGAAAGCACCGAAACAAGCAAUUCUUGAAUUACCUACUGAUCCGACACAAGCUUUGCCAGUGCGUGUAACCAGAUCGAAAAUUAAGAAGGAAAAACCAUCAAUUGGGAAGACAGUUUCAUCAAAAGAGCUUCAACAACCAAUUGUUGAAGAAGAAAAUCAUAUUCGAAAGAGCAUGUCUGAAAGUGUUUUACAAAAUCAGACACAAAAAGUUAAUGAUACAAUUGCUUCACUUGCAUCUAAGAAAGGUGCUAAAAAGAAGUAUCCACUGCCUAUAUUAGUAAAAAUCGAAAGAAUAAGCACGGAAGAGGUCCAAAAAAUUACUUCGCCUUCUAAUGUCGAAAUGGAACCGCCUCAUAAUGACAAUGAAAAUAUUCCACCAGCUGAAAGUGCUGAAAAGCAACAAAACUUCCUGAUAAACGAGACAGUCACAAUCAGCACAAAUUUGCCUGUUAAUGAAACUGUCACAUUAGCAACUAAUGUUAAUGCUAAUGAAACAUACAAUAAGAACAUGCACGACAGCUUAAUGACUGAAGACAAUGAUGAAGAAUCGUCAAUGGAACUUGCGCCUGAAAAAAUUAAGGAGAACAAAAAAAUUGAUCAUCAUCCACAGUUGCCGUUAAAAUUAAAAACCAAAAAUGAAGUAUUCAAUCCUUAUCUAUCCAGUCCAGUCAAGCAAAAAGUCCAAGCAUUCGAAAAACAUGCAGUGACAACUCCCGACAAGUCUAAAGCCACUAGUUCCAAAUAUAGUACCUUAAAGAAUGGAACGCCUUCGAAAAUAGCUCUUUAUGGUGCUAAGACUACCCCUUUGAACAAUGCAAAACAAAAGUACAUUGCUGCCAUUUCCGGUAGUGCCUCUUCAUCGACAACAUCGCUGUCAAGCAAUAAGAAGACAGCAACAAAAAAAUAUACUUCAUUAUCACAAGAAUCGAAUGAGGACACUCGUAAGAAUCAGGCAAUAUCAAUUAAUCAGCAGCUUGAAGAGAAAAGGAAACAGCGAGAAGAAAAACAAAAGCAAGUUCAAUUACAACGUGAAGCUAUUGAGAAGCAAAAACGUGAACAAGUUAUGCAGCAACAGCGCGAACGUGAUGAAAAGUUCCGUAAAAUUAUGCAGGAAAAGGAAGAAGCUAAACGAAUGGAAGCUCAAAAGAAGAAAGCUUUAAAAGAGAAUCAAGAAAAGAAAUAUGCUGAAGAGAAGGCACGAAAGGAUGAUUUUGCUUUACCGAAAGAACCACAAUCAGCUAGCAAGGAUGACAGUUUGUACAUUAAGAUGCAAAAACAAAUUCUUAUGGAAAAGUCCAUGUCACAAAAGAAAAAGGUGGUAGAUAAGAAUACUUAUUCAUUUGAAAUGCUUCAAACUGACGACUCAACUGAUGACGAGUCACAUCCAUCAAAGAAACGUCCUGAUCCACCACAAUGGAGUAAAAAACAAGUACGAACGAAACAGAUUUACAUGCAGUCAUACACAAAUUCCAAUGCAUUGGAUGCACUAUUUUCGUCUCAUCCAAUUAAUGUCAAUUUAAAGGAAAUAUUCCCAACUAUUGAUGCCAGAAAGUUAAUUCGCAAUUCCAGUGCUGUUUGGAAUACACCACCAAGAUAUUCACAAAUGCCUAAAUACUAGUAAAUCCACUGGAAUCAACUAUUAGAAUCUAUAUUCUUA
Molecule: messenger RNA, 2404 nt
Organism: Chironomus riparius
Lineage: Eukaryota; Metazoa; Arthropoda; Insecta; Diptera; Chironomidae
Source: the annotation of a GenBank genome assembly